Molecule: messenger RNA, 1067 nt
Organism: Drosophila subpulchrella
Lineage: Eukaryota; Metazoa; Arthropoda; Insecta; Diptera; Drosophilidae
Product: chromodomain Y-like protein 2
Exons: 1
Coding region: 281-1066 (261 amino acids)
Source: RefSeq, a predicted model, not a curated record
UAUCUACAUCGUUAAGCUGGAAGAUUUAAAACGCCUAGCUAGCCCACAGAGGAAAGCAUAGAUAACCCGAAUAAGGUCCAUAAAGAUUGUAUAUAUUUAGCAUACACACCAAUGGAAUUUGCCAGCAGCAAAUGCGUUGAUUAUCGCAUGGAAUUGAGCACAAAAGAUGCGUGAGAUGAAGGCGUCGCUGCACUUUGACCAUCUGAUAAGCUCAGAUGUUUACGUUCGCCUUGUCUUUUAGCAGUCUGCUGAUGUCAGUCUCGAUCGUGGAGCAGCUACGAUGGCCACGCACGAGAGGAGCUGCAAGCACUUCAGGGAGCUGGUCGUUAAACAGCGCCCUGGGUUGCUCCACAUCAACUUCCAGCGGCGAUGGAAUCGCCGCACCAUCUACGAGCUGAUGCGCGCGCUGGAUCUGGCCACUGCGGAUACCGGUGUCCAGCUGGUGGUGUUGUCGGGAGAGUUCUGUGCAGGAUGCGACGGCGAAGCGGAAUCGCUGGCCCUGAAACAGGGUCAGGAGAAGAGAAUGCGGCAGAUGGCGGGCCAGCAGGAAGCGGUGGGCACCAACGAUGCCGAGGAGCAGUAUAUUCACGAGAGGGCGGCAAACUUUGUGAUGCGCUCACUGGCCAAACAGCUGCUGGCGCACCGUAAGCUCCUGGUGGCCUUUGUCGAGGCCCAAUGUUUGGGUUUAGGCCUCAGCGUGUGCAGCCUGUGCGACCUGGUCUUCGCCACUCCGUCCGCUGCCUUUGAGCCCGCCUUCUCGCACAUGGAUGCUUGCACCAAGGUGGGCCCCGGGUGGACUGUGCCCCACGUCAAUUGGCUGCUGCGCCUGGGCGAUCGGGCGGAUGCCAGCACUGCCCUCCACAGCGGCCUCGUGGCCAGCGUGGUGAGUGAUCCGCAGGUUUUCUGGCGUCGCAUGGAUCAGUAUUCGCUCCUGCCCACCGCCUCCUUGCUGGCAACGAAGCGUCUCCUGCUCCGUCCCUGGCGGGAACCCCUGUUGGCCGAGCUGCAAUCGGAAGGCACUCCGAUGGCUGCGCAGCGACGACGCCUGGCCAGAAACAAGCUGUAGG